Molecule: messenger RNA, 2227 nt
Organism: Pimephales promelas (fathead minnow)
Lineage: Eukaryota; Metazoa; Chordata; Actinopteri; Cypriniformes; Leuciscidae
Source: RefSeq, a predicted model, not a curated record
CACACACACACACUCCCCAGCUGAACUACAAGCUCCGCGAUCAGAGUAGCAAUGAGAGGAGAGACCACUCCUACGAGCGGAGGGCAAAAGUCCGGGCUGAACGAGCAGUGCACCUGCAACGCCAUUCGCAAUGACAACCUGAUAUGGUCGGGAUUACUGUGCGAGACUUACAUUAAACUUGACGUCUCUUCUCGCUGAGCGCGUUUCCCCUCUCAGAAGGACCGGCUGUGUAUUUUUGGCUGUGUUUGUGGCUGAUGUGGUUCGGGAUGGUGCGCAUCGCAGAUAGUGACCUGUUUCCUCCUGGCCUGGAGAAGGACACGGAGACUUGCUCCAUUGUUUUUGUCUAGCAACCAGGCAGAGAAGAGUAUGCUAGACAAGGCAUCAGCUGUUGUAUGGUGACCGGAGACAAGACAAGAGCCUGCUUUAUGAACGCUUCUUUAGCAGAUACAUCAGAGACUUGCAGUCAGAGAUACAACAGUGUACCGCUUGACUAGAGAAUGAAUAGUACGCUUGGCCUGCCACAAUGCUUAGCAUUCACACCUGUCGGGAAAGAUGCAGUUUGCUCUAAAUCUUCAAGAAAACCACCAAACUUCAAUAGCCAACAGCAACUUAAGCCAAGAAAGAGGAGGAGGAACACUGUCAGGAGGCUACUAAAGCUGAACACCUCUGUCCUGGUGGAUCACUCAUGCAUUGACAGCUAGAGACAUUUUGCCUAUGAAAUAACCUCAGAGAGACCUUGCAGGCAAACUGGCAGUAGACUUCUUUUUUUUUUUUUUAAAUCAGGGGCUAAGUUGGACGGCUGUCCAGGCCCAAGGCCACAACACUGAUAGAUCAGCAAUUUAGAAGAGUCUGGACUGCACCUGUCAGCGACAUCACAAAACCAAAGAGGAAAACUUUCCAAGGAGCCGCUGCAUAUCAAAAUCGAAAGUACUCUAGCCAGGUGUCCUUUCACAGUUGGGACCUGUCCUGACCACCAUUAGCAGCAAACAUCAUGUCAGAGCUGGAGGACUAUUCCCCUCCGAGGGGCCACCCCCAUCCUGACCCGGCUCGCAUCCAGCAGAACCUCCUGGAGGAGCAGGUGGAGCUCUGGUGGUUUAAUGAGCCACGCAAAUCCUUAUUAUGCUACUGCGCCUCAGUGGCCUUGAUCUUAGGUUGCGGACUGGGUGGCGUAGGCCUUCUUUCCACCACCACCAGCCUUUCCAGCGAGUGGCGGCUGGGCGCCGGAACCACUCUAUGCCUUCUCGCUCUGGCCGUCCUCCUCAAGCAGUUGCUGAGCUCUGCUGUCCAGGACAUGAACUGCGUGCGCAGCAGGCGCCGGAUCAACAUGCUAAAAAGCGGCGGUUUAUCUGAUGUCAUCAUCAUGUUUAUCACAGGAAUCUCUCUACUCAUCUGUGGAGCUGUGCUCCUAGACGUGGCCUUGGCCUAUCACAUGCCCAAACCCGGCAAGGCGCUGAAUGACAUGUACAUAUCUGGGGUGGUGAUGCUGGUGGGUGGGAGUUUCACAGUGUUAGUGGUCAGCGUUUAUGCCGCAGUUGUUUUUCUCUUAGAGAGGACAGGGCAGGGACAAAGACGGUGGGAGAGGACAGUGGGGAUCUUCAGCAUUUCAGGCCAGAUGCAGGCAAGGAGAAGAGAGACUGCUUCGAGUCUGGCUCAUCUGAUUUAAACGUGGCUACAAAAUAAAUACGCCAUUCUUUUACUGAAGAGGAACUAAAAUGCUCUCAAAGAAACUUUGCACUUAUUAAACUAAUCACCUGUGACAUUUACAAUUGCAUUUCACAAACAAAUUGAUUUACAGUUCAAGGCUCAAGGUUUCAGACAUUAAACCAUUGAGGGUUUAGGCACAAACUUUUAUGCCUCACUCCAAUAAAGUACAGUAAAAAGUACUUCAAAAGCACAAAAACAAUCUAAAGUUUGAUCUUUAAUGAAAUGAUUUUAGGUAAAACAUGCUGCUUUCUUUUUAAUGCUAUUGGACAACAACAUUACUGUGUGUGUGUACUGUAUGUGUCAUGGCUUAAAUUAUGCGAGUAAAGGUGAGCAUACCGAGUGAUUGUCCAUCUGGAGAUGUCUUCAGCUUUUCAGCGCCUCUGAUAUGUAUGCGUGUGUGAGUGUGUGUGCGCGUGCGUGAAUCGACCGCCUGUCAUUUUGCAUGCCUGUGAUUUUACACUACAACUACAACUUGUGCAGGCGAAACUAUGGAUCAAAUAAAAUAUCAGAAUGUCAAUCUGGA